CGGUGAAUUUUCCGUCUCUUAUCAGGCUCCAAGUACAGUAAAUAUACCAGCAGAUGGCGCCACAACCCCAUUCUAGAUGGCAAGUUGACAACUAGACACCACCCGUCGACGAUAAAGCUGCUGCUACAUUCGGAACCAGGCUAGCAGUAAUUAUAUAUUUCUUUACUUACUGAGUGUUGGAAACUAACUCACUAAUUUCGUUUUGGGUUGGGCAGCAAUCUGCAGCACCAGUUGCUGACACUGCAAGGUGGGGGAGUAGGCUAUUGAGAUUAGAUGCUCGAGAGACAUUUUUUUGUUGUUGAUGAGCCGAGCAACAUGGACACAAAGAACAAAAGAUGAAGUGACUCACCCGAAGGAGCAUGCUGGCCACAAAGAGACAGAAGAUUAGAUGUCACCGACAUGAACGUGCAAGCGGCGCAGAAAUAAGCUGAGGGAUGACAUCGCUGGCUGUCGGCGUGGUCCUUUGUCUAACAGGCUGGAUCACUCUCUACACACUACUGUGUAACACCAAUGGCAGCCACGGUUCUGAGUGGAAUUGUAGGCUGGUCACACUGCUCCAUGGAAUCCUGGCCGUCUGUAUAACAGCAUACAUAGGCUAUGUGGAUGGACCUUGGCCCUUCACACAUCCAGGCACAAAGAACACUCCCCUUCAGAUCAGUGCUAUGGUCAUUAGCCUGGGCUACUUCUUCUUCGAUAUGGGCUGGUGUGUUUACUUCCGCACCGAAGGCCCGGUGAUGCUGGCUCACCACACCAUGAGCAUCCUGGGUAUUUUGUUGACCCUGAGCUUGGGAGAAUCAGGCAUCGAGUCCUGCGCCGUGCUCUUUGGCAGUGAGAUCACCAACCCCCUGCUGCAAACUCGCUGGUUCCUGAGACAGUUGGGUCGCUAUGAGAGCCUGACAGGGGAGGUGGUGGAUGUUCUGUUUGUAGUGCUAUUUGUGUUCAUGCGCAUAGUGGUUGGCGGGAGGAUGUUGUACUGCGAGCUCAUCUCCCCACGGCCCAGGUUAAUUAUAAAGUGUGGGGGAGUUGCCAUGUAUGUGCUGUCCUGGGUGUUCAUGGUGGACAUUGGUCGUUUCGCCUACCGCAAGAGUCAAUCCAAAUACAGACGCUGGAGAGACCAACACAAAUUGGCUGCAGUUAACGGACAUGUCGGAAAGGCCGACUGAAAGACUUCCUUAUCAUUAGAAGAUGAAUAAAAACAUACAAUGUUUAUACUAAUAGAAGUUAUUUAACAAAUGAUUAACUACCAAUGAUUGUGUAUGAUUAUUGGGGAGUAGUCUUUGGUAUUCAGCUUACACUUGUACAUUAUUGUGCUCAGUUCAGGAAAACCAAGAUGCUCAGUUUAGACAUACACUGUUCAUCACUCACUUUGGGUUAAUAAACUGGGUGGUUCGAGCCCUGAAUGCCGA
Oncorhynchus mykiss (rainbow trout) is the source of this 1406-nucleotide messenger RNA. RefSeq names its product TLC domain-containing protein 5. The record is from RefSeq and is a predicted model, not a curated record. Gene Ontology annotation, cellular component: membrane. NCBI's taxonomy places the organism in Eukaryota, Metazoa, Chordata, Actinopteri, Salmoniformes, Salmonidae.